Daucus carota subsp. sativus is the source of this 966-nucleotide messenger RNA. RefSeq lists its product as uncharacterized. The transcript is spliced from 2 exons. Bases 1 to 966 code for a protein of 321 amino acids. The record is from RefSeq and is a predicted model, not a curated record. NCBI's taxonomy places the organism in Eukaryota, Viridiplantae, Streptophyta, Magnoliopsida, Apiales, Apiaceae. Gene Ontology annotation, molecular function: zinc ion binding.
AUGGAUGUAUGGUCAUCUGCAAAAAGAAGAUACCGUUGCAGGCACAUAAGCAGGAACUACAAGAAGCAAUUCUCUGGCCCUUUAAUGUACAUUCUCUUUUGGAGGCCUUGUAAUGCAACCUCACAGUUUACAUUCAGAAAAGCUAUGGAAAGGCUCAAAGAAGCCGGAGGUGAUAGAGUUAUGGCCUGGUUUGCAGAAUUGGGAGAUCCAUCAACUUGGAGCAAGCACAGAUUUGAUCCAAAUGUGUGUAAUGACUCCAACACCUCAAAUUUUGUAGAGAGCUUCAAUUCUACUCUUGGAAUUGAUAGGUGCAGGCCAGUACUAACCCUACUUGAAGGUAUUAGAAGAGUGUGCAUGGUUCAAAUUUCAACAAGGUAUCAACAUGCAUUAGGAUGGAAAGAUGAUGAGCUCUGUCCCAAGAUAAUUAAGGCACUGAAGGUUAUCAGCAAAGACACCAUCAGCUGCAAGGCCUAUAUGUCAAAGCCCGGAGAGUAUGAAAUUCAUGGUGGAAAAUCCCAUUUUCCCUUAUCUCUCAAUAAUAAGAUAUGCUCAUUUGGUGCUUGGCAGAUUUCAGGUAUACCUUGCAGGCAUGCCAUAAGAGCUAUGGUGCAUUUAAAAAUUGACCCUCACACUGUGGUUUCAGCCUUGUAUUUUGUGAGGACAUACAAACAGUCCUAUAGCUUCCACAUUAACCCUAUACCAGACAAGGAGCAGUGGCCUGCAUAUGCUGAUUUGCCUACCAUCAUGCCACCAACACUAAAGAGGGGAGUAGGAAGACCUUCUAGAAACAGAAGAAGGGAAGAAGGAGAAGACAAAGAGGGCAAAAGAACUCAGACUGUGAAAUGCAAAAAAUGUGGAUGUCUUGGCCACAAUUCAAGAACUUGCAAGGGAGGUCUGACUGAGAAGGAAAAGAGAGCUGCAGGAGGUGAGCCAGUGCUGGUUAGGCAUCCCAGAGUUAGGGAUUAA